This is a messenger RNA of Magnolia sinica, 868 nucleotides long. Its product is annotated as temperature-induced lipocalin-1. The record is from RefSeq and is a predicted model, not a curated record. NCBI's taxonomy places the organism in Eukaryota, Viridiplantae, Streptophyta, Magnoliopsida, Magnoliales, Magnoliaceae. The transcript is spliced from 2 exons. The coding region runs from base 9 to 569 and encodes 186 amino acids.
UGGCAAAGAUGGCAGCAAAGAAAGAGAUGGAAGUAGUGAAGGGAUUGGAUUUGAAGAGAUACAUGGGCCGUUGGUAUGAGAUAGCAUCAUUCCCAUCAAGAAAUCAACCGAAGAACGGGGAGAACACGAGAGCAACAUACACACUGAGAGAAGAUGGGAUAGUGAAUGUGUUGAAUGAGACAUGGAACGAUGGGAGGAGAGGGUCUAUAGAAGGGACAGCGUACAAAGCCAAUACAAAAAGUGAAGAAGCUAAGUUCAAAGUGAAAUUCUACGUGCCACCUUUCUUUCCUAUAAUACCUGUUACAGGAGAUUAUUGGGUUUUGUUCAUUGAUGAGGAUUAUCAGUAUGCUUUGAUUGGACAGCCUAGUAGGAAGUCUCUCUGGAUCUUGUGCAGGCAAAACCAUCUUGAUGAAGAGAUUUACAACCAGCUGCUUGAGAAGGCCACAGAACAAGGCUAUGAUGUCAAGAAGCUCCACAAAACAACACAUACAGACCCUCCCCCGGAGAGUGAAGAAGGUCCCAAGGACACUAAAGGCAUUUGGUGGAUCAAAUCCAUCCUGGGAAAAUAGAGUCCAAUAUGGUACAACCCUUUUCCACCACCUUUUGUACAAAGAGUGUUCUUUUCCUACAAACCCAAAACCUCUUAGUGUGGGCUUUUGUUUAUAAACCAGUUGUACUUAGUGUUUGUGGUUAUGUGUGCAUAUUAAUAUGUAUGUUUCAUUGCAUAUUAAGCUAUGAUAGCUAUGACUUUAUAUUGAUGUUUCGAUGGAUUUGUAGCUUUUUUCUAUGCUGGGUUUCUGUAAACCAUUUAAAUUUGUAGCUUUUUUUGGUUGCGAAUAAAUCUGAGCUUGGAUUGUACUUUCUUUUA